GGCAGUUUUUGGCCCAUUUCGGCAGGACACGUGUCCUCCCAUUAGAGAUCGGCCCCUACUUCCGAUGUAUAUAACCCCCCGCAGACACGGGGCGCCACCGUCGCCGUAGACAACUUCCCCAGCAGACAAAGAAUGGAUGCGAACCAGCGACUCAGACAGACCCACCCCCACGCCGCCGACUCGCCGGUGCCUGGCAUCGUCAACGAGCGCGUGCUUCUGCUCGUCUUCGAGUCCAUCCAGUGGGACCUCCGUGUGCUCUGCCUCGUGUCCUCUGUGAACCGGAAGCUCCGCGCCAUAGCGAAGAGGCUGCUGUGGCGCGAGCUCUGCGCCCACCGCGCGCCACGCAUGGUGGCGGCAUUGACUGGCGGCACACCGGGCGGGGCCCGGAUCGGUGGGGGAUGGCCGGCGGUGGCGAAACUCAUGUUCUUCUGCUGCGGCGCGGAGCAGAGCAGGAACUUCCGGAUGGGGCAGCAUCUGCCGGGGCACUUUGCGAGCUCGUCACGGUUCUCGAAGACGUCGGGGCGGAGCUUCCUACCGAGGCGGUGCCGGGGCGACGUGCUGUACAUGAGCGACCCCUGCGAGCACCAAAUGGGGAUGGAAGGGCAUCAAGACGACGUCGGGGUGUACCGAGGGGUGUUUAAGGGAUUUAGCUGCUCCAUGACGCGCGCCUGCCUGAUUGGACGGCGGGCAGAGCUCGAGGACCGGGCGUGCCCGUACUGCGGGGCUCGCGUGUGGAGCAUGACCACGGCGCGGCUGGUGCCGCGGAGUGCGGCAAGGAGGCUCGGCUCACGGAAUGGGCGGCUCGAGUACUUUGUGUGCGUGAACGGGCACUUGCACGGCACGUGCUGGCUGGCUCCGCUGUCAUCCGACGAGGACGACGGUUGCGAGUUCGAUGACGACGAGGACGACGACCGGGAUAAGGACGGAGACCAGAACGGCCAAGAUGCGGUCAACGGGAGUGAUGAUCGGGCGGGCACGGAUGGGAGCACGAGCUCCACGGGCGAAGAGAUUGUCGGAGAAUGGGGGCCCACAGAGUGACGACCACAAUUUCUCGGCCGUUGAUUGGUGUCGGGAUGCAUCAGAUUUGGCGGUGUCUGGCUUGCGUGGCGUAUAUUCUAUUCUUAGUCUCGACCUUUACACGGGCGCGGCGAGUUUCCCGAAGGUCGAGUCCACUCUCUCUCUCUCUCUGUGUCUGACUUUGGCUUCUAUAGCGGUGGAAGCGAUUCUGUGAGGUAGCGACCACCAUAUUGAUUUUUCGAUCCCUCAGAUCGUACGGACACGAUUUCUUUGUAGUGUUUCUGGUCUCUCUUUUCACCGACGGGUUU
Messenger RNA from Rhodamnia argentea, 1325 nucleotides. Its product is annotated as EID1-like F-box protein 3. NCBI's taxonomy places the organism in Eukaryota, Viridiplantae, Streptophyta, Magnoliopsida, Myrtales, Myrtaceae. Bases 133 to 1038 code for a protein of 301 amino acids. The record is from RefSeq and is a predicted model, not a curated record. The transcript has a single exon.